ACCCUAAAUGCUCUUCGUCACUAAGUUGGUCACACUUAAUCAUCAUAAAAAAAAAUUUCAUCUGGCAGAAAAGUGAAAAAGAGAAAAUUAAGGGGCUUAUCAAGUGUAUCCAGCUAAAUUAGUUUUAAUUCACACCUAACACUAUUGAAGCAGCAUCGCACAUUAACGGCAUCAAAAUGACGUGGGAACCGCAACCAGAAGGUCUUCAGCAGAUCAUUGCGAUCUUAAAAGAAUCUCAGUCCCCAGACACAGCGACUCAAAUGGCAGUCCAAAUCAAACUGGAGGACUUCAACCGAUAUCCGGACUUCAACAACUAUUUGAUAUAUGUGCUGACGAAACUAAAUACGGAAGAUGAACCCACACGGUCGCUAAGUGGCUUAAUACUAAAGAACAACAUUCGCAUGCACGGCAGCAACUUGCAGCCAGAGAUUGUUGAGUACAUCAAACACGAAUGCCUGCAAGCUGUGGGCGAUGCCUCACCCCUGAUACGGGCUACCGUUGGAAUUCUGAUCACAACUAUAGCCAGCAAUGGAGGCUUGCAGAACUGGCCACAGCUGUUGCCGACGCUGUGCGACAUGCUCGAUAGCCAGGACUAUAAUGUGUGCGAGGGUGCAUUCAGUGCUCUGCAAAAGAUCUGCGAGGAUUCGGCUGAAAUCUUAGACUCCGCUGUGCUAAAUAGGCCACUUAACGUUAUGAUACCCAAAUUCUUGCAAUACUUUAAACAUAACAGCCCCAAGAUACGGUCCCAUGCAAUUGCCUGCAUCAAUCAAUUCAUUAUCAACCGGUCACAGGCGCUGAUGCUGCACAUCGAUGCGUUUAUCGAGAAUCUGUUUAAUCUGUCUUCGGAUGAGGAUCAUGAGGUGCGAAAGAAUGUCUGUCAUGGUCUAGUCAUGUUGCUGGAAGUGCGAAUGGACAGGUUGAUGCCACACAUGUCGCAGAUCAUUGAGUACAUGCUACUGCGUACACAGGACUCUGAUGAGGGCGUGGCCCUUGAAGCGUCAGAGUUUUGGUUGUCGCUGGCGGAACAAAGUAUUUGCAAGGAUGUGUUGGCACCGUAUUUGCCGCAGCUUGCGCCUGUUUUGGUGCGUGGCAUGCGAUACUCGGAGAUAGAUAUUAUAUUGCUUAAGGGCAACGUAGAGGAGGAUGAUAUGGAACCGGAUCGCGAAGAGGAUAUACGUCCUCGAUUCCACAAAUCACGCACACACACCAUCAAAAGCGGCGAGGUCAGUCAGGCAUCAGGCGGCGAGGAUGAUGAUGAUGAAUUUGAUGAUGGCUUAGACGAUGAUAGUUCGCUAUCUGAAUGGAAUUUGCGCAAGUGCAGUGCGGCCGCUCUGGAUGUCCUGGCGAAUGUAUUUCGCGAGGACUGUCUGCCCAUUGUGCUGCCCAUACUGAAGGACACGCUUUUUCAUCAGGAGUGGGUCGUUAAGGAGAGCGGUGUGCUUGCUCUGGGCGCCAUAGCCGAGGGUUGCAUGCAAGGCAUGAUCCAACAUUUACCCGAAUUAAUACCAUAUCUGAUUAGCUGCUUGUCCGACAAGAAGGCGCUAGUGCGCUCUAUUACCUGUUGGACUCUGUCCCGCUAUGCCAACUGGGUGGUCAAUCAGCCACAUGACCAAUACCUAAAGCCACUAAUGGAGGAGCUGCUCAAACGCAUACUGGAUUCAAAUAAGCGAGUGCAGGAGGCUGCGUGCUCGGCGUUUGCCACGCUCGAAGAGGAGGCGUGCACUGAACUGGUGCCCUAUUUAGAAUAUAUACUAAAAACCCUUGUUUUCGCCUUCUCCAAGUAUCAGCAUAAGAAUCUAUUGAUCUUGUACGAUGCCGUGGGCACGUUGGCUGACUCAGUUGGUCAUCAUUUGAACAAGCCACAGUAUAUUGAUAUAUUAAUGCCGCCACUAAUUGACAAAUGGAAUCUGCUUAAGGACGACGACAAAGAUCUAUUCCCAUUGCUCGAAUGCCUGUCCAGCAUUGCAACUGCGUUGCAAUCGGGCUUUCUGCCAUAUUGCGACCCCGUCUAUAGGAGAUGCAUAUCGUUAAUUGAGCAGACAAUUAAUCAAGAAAUGCUUUGCAAACAAAAUCACACAUUCGAUCAUCCCGACAAGGAGCGCAUGAUUGUUGCGCUGGACUUACUCUCCGGCCUGGCAGAGGGCUUGGAUCGGCACAUUGAGACGCUGGUGUCCAAUAGUAACAUAAUGCAUUUGCUCUAUCAAUGCAUGCAGGACGUUCUGCCGGAGGUGCGUCAAUCUUCAUUUGCACUGCUCGGUGAUUUGACCAAGGCCUGUUUCCCACAUGUGCAUCCGUUUAUGGGCGAGUUCUUCCCCAUAUUGGGUCAAAAUCUAAAUCCUGAUUUUAUUUCGGUAUGCAACAAUGCAACAUGGGCUAUUGGCGAAAUAUGCAUGAAGUUGGGUGAGGAAACCAAACAGUACAUACAUCUUGUACUGACCGAUCUCUUCGUCAUCAUCAAUCGCCCGAAUACGCCCAAAACGCUGCUGGAGAAUACAGCAAUAACAAUCGGUCGUCUAGGUUAUGUGUGCCCAGUUGAAGUGGCUCCUUAUUUGCCCGAAUUUGUACGACAGUGGUGCACAUCGUUGCGUCACAUACGAGAUAAUGACGAAAAGGACUCGGCCUUCCGUGGCAUGUGCCACAUGAUAACCGUGAAUCCAGCUGGCGUUGUGCCCGACUUUAUAUUCUUCUGCGAUGCAAUUGCCUCAUGGGUUAAUCCGCCACAGGAUCUGCAUCAGAUGAUACAAAAAAUACUACAUGGGUUCAAGACACAAGUAGGUGAAGAUAAUUGGCGUCGGUUUGUUGAGCAAUUCCCGCCAAAUCUGGCCGAGCGUUUGGUAACAAUGUACAACAUUUAAGACGUCUUGGCAACCAAAACAACAACAACAAAAAAAAAAAAAAAAAAAGAUAAAGAAAGGACACAAACACAAUCCACACCCAUAAGCAACUUAUUAACUAGACAAUUAUGUUUAUGUAUGCGAGUAAGAGUGUCAUCGUCUUUAAAGUUAGUGUAAGCGCAGUUAGCAGGCAAAUGUUUAAUUAAGGUUAUUCGAUGCAGUUCGAAUAAUUCAAUUACAUUUAAUAUUUGGAAUUUCAACUUAUAAAGUCUACAACAGAAUCCGAAAAGAAAAGAAAACUACAACUCUAAUACAAAACAUAUACAACCUACGCAUAUUUAACUACAUAUAACAUAUAUAGAUAUAUAUACACAUUUAUUCGAAACGUAUAUACAUACUAUAUACUACAAUAUAUAUUGCUUUAUAGGUAAUGCAAGAAUUAGAUGACACCAUUCUAGAAUUCCGUUGUAUCUGGAUAUAUAAUUUGUCUGUCUGCUUCAAGUUCGAAUUCCAUCAUAAUAUUCAACUAAAAUGCAAUUACAUUUAGAUACAUUUGAGUUCCAGCGAUUAGGAACCAGUGCUAUAGAUAUAGAUAAUACUAGAUAACACAGAAAACACACAUUUUCAAUCAACCUCUUCAACAGCAAUAACCAGUUGAAUAUGCUUAUAUACUGUGUUUACUUAUCGCUAAUUAUUGAUAAUUUUAAUUUCAACGUAAGCUACAAAUUGAUAUUGCCGUUCGUCUCGCGUUUACUAUAAUAAUAAUAUAAUCGAAUAACUGGAUAACUAAAAUCAAAGCAACUAUCGUAAAUGGAUAACAAACUAGAAAAGGCGUUGGGUUAAUUGUGAAAUUGAGAAUAAAUUAUAAAAGAGAGAAAUCAAAAAUUUCAGCAAAAGAUUAAAUACAUAUUUAAUAUCAACAAAGACUGAUGUAAUAAUAAUACAAAAAAUUAAAGUAAAUAGACUCCGUUCAAUACCAUAGACAUGCAUUCAUCUUCAGCCGAAUGAAUUUCACAGCUGGACCCAACACUUUAAUUGUAAAUAAAAUAAAAAAUUAUUAUAAAAUAAUAUCAAAUCGUCGCGUCUCGGGUAUCGGUUAUCGGGUUUCGGGUUCUAACGGUUUCGCGUUCGCGUAUUAUCGUCGCUCGUUCGUUCGUUCGCUCGCUCGUAAAUCGUAUCGUAUCGUAAAUCGUCGUCGGGAUAUAAAAUAAAUAAAAAGAAACGAAAAACUAAUAAAUAAUAAGAGUGCAACUGUUACUGAUACAAAUUUACUUAUAAUGUAUACGACUUGAUAUUUAUAUGCUAUGCAGUUUAGGUGAUUUUUGUUGUUUUUUUUUUUUAAUUAAAAAUAUGAGAUUAGAUAUUCCGUUCGAGAUGAUAUUUAUUUUGUGCGAUCCUUAGCAAAUGUGAAAAGAAAAACGAAUAACAAAUGCAAAACAAAAGAAAAACGAAACAUACAAACUAAAAACAAAACUAAGCAACUAAUUGACUGAUUCAAUUUUUAAAGUAUUAUAUAAUUUUUUUGUAUAGGAGCAUAUUUAAAUAUUUUGUUGUUGUUUUCUUAGAAUUUCGUUAUAAUUUGCAUAGACUUGUUUCGGCGCUACCCCUGGUGCGCGUUACCUUAUAAUUUAUAAUGUAUGUACAGAACAAAUUUUUAACGAUUAGGUAUAAAGUGUACUACUUAACGGAAAACAAAAGUCUUUGAAAUCGUCGCGGAUCAAAAAACUAAAACCAAAAACAAAACAAAAAAGAAAAUUAAAAAAAAAAGAGGAAAAAGAAACUAAAACAACUCAAAUCAACUCAAAAAGAAAAGUAAAUCUAAGUAAUAGGUAUUAAUUAAUAGCAGAUCAGCGUUAGGCGCUGUUCUGUGGUUUUAUUUCCUUUUGAAAGAAACAAAGCGUCAAAUGUCAGGGGGAACGUGUGAUAAUAAUGUAAAUUCGGGUCGUUCGUUCGCGUCGCGUUAAAAACUACAAAAUAUAUAAAACUAACAAUACGGGACUUCCGCCCCCGGGUCCCCAAUAAGAAUGUAAAUCAAACAAAUAACUGAUAACUGAAAAAAGCAAAAGCAAAACUAAAACUAAAUGAAAAAAUCGUGAUUUCGUUGUACCUUAAACCGAAUUCAUCGCGGAAUUUCGGUCGCGUUCGCGUGCGUUUGUAUCUCUCUAUCUCGGGUGAUCUUAGUGAUUAGCGAUUAAGCAGUAAAGAAUAAAAAAAAAGGAAAAUAAUUUAAUAUAAAAAGUUUAAAUUAAUUGAAAAGCAACAACUAAACACGAACACAAACACACAUACACACAAUAGAGUAGGCAUAAAAUAUAUAUGUAGAUAUUUUUAGUUCAUACAAAACUGAGUUUCUCAUUAAGUUCUAUAGUUUGUUCAAAACUUAGGCAAAAAUAAUGAAAGCAGAAUACAUAGGGAAAUUUAAUUGAUUUUUUAUUAUUAUGUUAAUAAAGAUGAAAAAAAAAAGAAAGAAAAAUCAGCACACUCAAUAUAUGACAUAUGUAACCCAACCAAUAUUUACAAUAUAUAUAUAUAUAUCGAUAUUUAUUUGUGUGCAAAUUAUUUCCUUGCUGUAAACUUCACACUUUCUAUGAAUACAACACAAUUUUACUGAAAACACAUAUGUACACUGCAUGUAUAUAUGUAUACCGAAAUAAUUAUUGUAUUAGAAUCUAUAAACAAGUCCUUUACACAAUAAUGAAAUAUGUAAUACUAUUAAAAGGCCUACGUAGCGUGCGGGACAGUAGAAUACCCCGGAUUCCAUAUGGAGUCGCUAUGCUGCAGCUUGUGUAUCCAAAUCUCUACCUAGUGAGACUUGUCUAAGAACUAAUCGGAAAACUUGAAUAAAUAUGUAUGUAUAACAUAAUCGUAAA
Molecule: messenger RNA, 5704 nt
Organism: Drosophila mojavensis
Lineage: Eukaryota; Metazoa; Arthropoda; Insecta; Diptera; Drosophilidae
Product: transportin-1
Exons: 10
Coding region: 177-2855 (892 amino acids)
Biological process (GO): protein import into nucleus
Cellular component (GO): cytoplasm; nucleus
Molecular function (GO): nuclear import signal receptor activity; small GTPase binding
Source: RefSeq, a predicted model, not a curated record